Molecule: messenger RNA, 3349 nt
Organism: Trachymyrmex cornetzi
Lineage: Eukaryota; Metazoa; Arthropoda; Insecta; Hymenoptera; Formicidae
Product: zinc finger CCHC domain-containing protein 24
Exons: 4
Coding region: 1803-2534 (243 amino acids)
Molecular function (GO): zinc ion binding; nucleic acid binding
Source: RefSeq, a predicted model, not a curated record
CAUUGGAGAAUAUCCGGAAGUCUGGAUAUUUAAAGACAACAAGGAGGAUCUAAAACUAUUAUUCGCUAAACAACGCGCGUGGACGAGCGCGCCUGACAAGCCACGUGGACCACGACCAUGAGAAGUUACACGGCGUGGAUCAAUCAAGAGCAGCAAGAAGGAACCUGCUUGAGUCGGAGAUCCACUCGGAGGCGCCGUGUCGGUCGAGAGCAAGCACGGAAAUAGACGCACCACAUGGCGGGGCUCGAGCUCCUCAGCUCUCUCCACUCCCUAUGUACACGUCCGUCUUGCCUUUACGCGUUUGCUCCGUACGCAUUCGUUUAGUCGCGCGUCUCUAGCGUUCGUCCAACGCUGGAUCCGUCCUCGGUUAAUAUGACGUUCAGCCAACGCUUCGUACUUGAACAACGAACGCACUCGUCACGAUUGAGGCCCGUCUCGAGUCUCCUGGCUUCAGCCGAUUGCAUGGGAAUCGUGUAAAAAUUGAGCUAGUUUUAAUCGUAAAACAGUGAUCUCGAGAAGUACAUAGUGAAGAUUUCUAUUAAAGAAGUCUGAAUGUUUUAGAAGUCUGUGACGAAGACCGAUGGACGCAAACAAUGCAGAAAUAGUCAUUUUGUUUGUUACACCGAUCGCUUAAAAAUAUGUGAAUUCAAGAUACUUUAAGUGGUUUUGACGCGCGUAAUUGAACAGAAAAUGGAUAUGAUAUGAAUCAUGUGGAUUAACACUAACACGCAAUUUUACUAUCGUGGCUGAUAACAUAUGUAUAUAUUUUCGAUUUUAAAGGUUUAGAACUAUAAGGAUAAGUUGCAUCUAUUUAUGAACUAAAACUAAGGAAGAGCGUUCGCCGUUCUCUUAUAUGUAUUGUAGAACCAUUAAACGUGAUCUCGCGAGAAGAAGAUGAUUCAUUAAUAAUAUAGAACAUAAUUUAACGACUGAGACUUUACUGUGUGGACUAACAUUAAGAUUAGUACAAAAAAAUCGGGCAAAUAUACUUGGUGAUAAAUGCGACGAUGUGGAAUAUUUUAUGAAUGAACUUCCGUGGCUGCUGAGAGCAAAAAGUAUCGAAUUGAAAAUAUCGAAGAAUUCGAGGGCAAUGUUCCCAUGUGUGUGUAUACAAGAAUACACAUCCCGGUAACAUAUGCAGAAACGAGAUACGUUCAACAUGUGCGUAAAAGCGCGUAAAAGCAAUCCCCGUAAAAGUUAAGCACUCGUUUUGAAGAACCCAUUCGGAAGAAGAUGGCACUUUUCCGAGAACUGUUACAUCGAGAGAACGACUGACGGUGAAGUGACCCAACGAAAUUUCAUAAUAAAAUUCUAGAAAGAGUAAAAAGAGAAACUUGGAGCAUUUCCGAAGUUGCAGUGCAAUGAAAUUAUAAUAUUUUCACUUCUUGGAUGCCUCCCUCAUCGAAUAUCUCCGGUUUCAUGGUAGUAUCCUCGAAACAUCAAUGAUUCUGUCUCGUAAACGAUAAUGACAUUUUAGGUGAAUGAUAUUUUAUGAAAAUUUGUAAUACCAGUUCUAAAGUUGGAAGCCAUUCGGGCUAAUCGUUAGUGGUUAUCGCAUUACCGAUCACAGUAAAAUAUUAAGGAAUUUUGAAAACAUUAGCAUCUAGAAUUUUAAUAUUUCGUUCCUUAUUACGGAAAAUUAAUGAGGAGAUAGUUUUCGCUGAAAAUUAAAUGGAAAGAAAAUCGCUCGGAUUCAAGGACAAGGAGAUGAUAAACAAUUACCGAAGAAAAUUGUCGUUGAGGACACGAGACGACGACGACAUCCGAAACUGAUAAACUUACCGAGCCGAUUAGAUAAAAAUAUGGCCGCUUGCCAUUCGACACCUGCGGUGCAACGCCUGCAGUUGCAGGAUUCAACUCGGAUCAGUUACGGUGCGAUCAACAAUAUAAGUGCUUCGAGUCAAAAGACUCUUCAGCAAUCGACCUACCCGCCUCUACUCAAUUGGUUCUACCUGGCCAUUACUGAACAAAACUCGUCGCAAUCACCUGAUCAGAAUAAGCUACUUCCUGCAAUCUGGAGCAAUUUUCCCGGUACGACGUCGCAGACUUAUCCACAUCAAAACGCGUUGAAUCCGUCUGGACCCGUCAGACCCAUGAGAGAUACCGGGACGGAAAGUAUCGCGGAUUUAGCGGUACACUUUAACGAGUUAACAGUAGGCGACCGGAAACCGGCGAAGAAACCGCCGUCAACGUACCUGUGUCAUUUGUGCUUCAAGAAAGGACAUUACAUCAAGGAUUGUCCGCAGGCACGACCGAAGGGCGAGGGCCUGACGCCAUAUCAGGGUAAGAAGCGGUGCUUUGGCGAAUACAAAUGUCCCAAGUGCAAGCGCAAAUGGAUGUCGGGCAACAGCUGGGCCAAUAUGGGCCAGGAAUGCAUUAAGUGUCACAUAAACGUGUAUCCUCACAAACAGAGGCCGUUGGAAAAACCCGAUGGUUUAGACGUGUCCGACCAGAGCAAGGUACAUCCUCAACAUCUUUGCGAGAAAUGUAAGACGUUGGGCUAUUAUUGCAGACGAAGCGCUAUAAUAACUUAACGAAUUCCGUCCAAUUCAUCUCGCUGAUCCAAUUAAUUGCAAGAAAGGGAGGGUUUAAUGACGAACUAUUGAAUUAAUGAAAGACAGUUCGAUACACUUGAACACAUCGACACGCAUCGAUGUGAAUCUUAUAGAUAGAGCGUCCAUUUCUGUUCGCGAGAUUAAAUAGAGAGAGUAAAAGAGAAAUAAAAUGAUAUAUUUUUAUGUAUUUUUACAAUUAGAAUUUUUUUUAUUGCAUGGUUUUUGACCAUGCAAUAAAAAAAAUGACCAAAGACGUGGCGUUCAAUCGCAGCUUUAUAAUAUAUAUAUUGAACAAAUAUAUUAUCUAUACGGACGUAAAAUGCACACUCAAGUGAGCAACAGAAUUUUUUGAUUUUUAAUAUUAUUUUGAUAAUAUCAAGUAUCCACGUGGAAAAAAAGCGUGUGUUGUUCGAGUAAAAAAAUGAGGGCAUUGUUCUCAGGGAUAUAAUAAAAUGUUCUGACCCUACGAGCUAAGAAUAAACAUGGGCAGAUUCUCGAGAAAGGGAGAUGCCUCUAAAGAAAAAUAACGGAAGAAACGACGAAAAAAAUAUUCCAAAUGAAUGUUCGUAGUAUUUGCAGUAAUGUCGAGUUGCAUUGAAAUGCAGCGUCAACAUGCAAUCUCUGCACAAUCAAUAUUGUUUCACAAUAUUGCGCAAUAAUAUAUCGAUUAAUGUUUAUAUUGAUAUCAACGUUACAUCUACAGUCAGUAUUAUAUACAAUAUUAUUCCACACUUUCUUCAUAUUGUGUAAUAAUACAUUAAGCACUUAAUAUCCAUACGGAUAUUAAUAUUAUA